This is a messenger RNA of Exaiptasia diaphana, 415 nucleotides long. RefSeq names its product syntaxin-8-like. The record is from RefSeq and is a predicted model, not a curated record. Bases 41 to 415 code for a protein of 124 amino acids. NCBI's taxonomy places the organism in Eukaryota, Metazoa, Cnidaria, Anthozoa, Actiniaria, Aiptasiidae. The transcript has 5 exons.
CUGGGAACCGGAACAAAUCCUCUCCUCAAAAAGAAACAAGAUGGCGCCGACAGAUUCGUGGCAAAGUGAAUGCCAAAAUGUACAACAGUAUGGACAAGACAUUAUGGAGAAAAUCAACGAACGCAACAGAAUACGCCGCUCAGGUGGAAACCACGCCAGGGUAGAAUCAGAUAUCAGGAUAAUGUUGAAGACAUUUAGCCGUGACGUUAACAACUUGAAACAGGCAUUACUCAGAGCGUCGUCGUCUUAUCAUAUAACUGAACGAGAAGUUGACAGYCGACAAAACAUGCUAGACCAACUCAUAACAAAGGAAAGACAACUAAAUUCAGCAUUACAACAAGAACCUGUCAACAAAGAUUUUGGAAGGUAUGGUAUGAGGUGUUGGUCUUAUUGUAAAAAAAUGUCUGAAUACUGA